Messenger RNA from Pedinophyceae sp. YPF-701, 468 nucleotides. Lineage: Eukaryota; Viridiplantae; Chlorophyta; Pedinophyceae. The record is from the annotation of a GenBank genome assembly.
AUGGUCUCCGUGACGUACCGGGGCAACACCUUUCGGGUCCCCAAGGGCACGAAGCUGCGCACGGCUUUGCUCAAGAACCAGCUGUCGCCGCACAACGGCAGGGCCACCCUCAUCAAUUGCCGCGGCCUCGGCACCUGCGGCACCUGCGCGGUCGAGAUCAAAGCAGCGGCGCAGACCGGCGCGCUGCCCGUGGCGCCGGCUGCCUGGACCGCCCAGGAGCGGCUGAGGCUGAACUUCCCGCCUCACAAGCCCCCUGGCAACCAGAGGCUGAGGCUGGCGUGCCAGGUCAGCUGCCAAGGCGACCUGGAGGUGCUCAAGCGAGACCAGUUCUGGGGACAGGGCGAGGACGUCCUCGGCGAGGUUGCCCCGAGUGACGACCUGACGUGGUUCGGGCCGCUUGAGUUCGUCCUGGAUCCAAACGCGGGCGCUCUGCCCGACAAGAAAAGCAACGGCCAGGACGGGAAGUAG